Messenger RNA from Emericellopsis atlantica, 993 nucleotides. RefSeq lists its product as uncharacterized. Bases 68 to 760 code for a protein of 230 amino acids. Lineage: Eukaryota; Fungi; Ascomycota; Sordariomycetes; Hypocreales; Bionectriaceae. The record is from RefSeq and is a predicted model, not a curated record. The transcript has a single exon.
CCCCCCCCUUCUCUUCUUCACCAUCUUGUGGUACCGCGACAAAGACUGACGCUGACUAGCUUCCCAUAUGCUCUCAGAGAGCCGUAUGCGCCACAUGGCACGGGAGGCUGAGAUCAAUGCCUUGAUGGGCCGCAGGGAUGCACAUGGCAACCUGCUGAACGUCUUAAAGUGUACCUGCGGCGAGAUCUACCUCGAAGGUUCGCCAGAGCACCGUGCCCACAUGAGCCCGAACAUACUACUGCCGCCCAACCUCAGGGAGCUCGGAAACGACUACGGCCUUAGGGUGGACUUUAGGCACGCGCGGGCUGCGGCUGCUCUGCAACAGGUCUAUCGGGAGAAUGGCAUCCGCGCCGCGCAGAGGCGUGGUCAAGGGGUCUGGCGUGGUCGGGGAGGCCGAGGGGGUCCAGUGCCCCGAGGUCGUCCAGUGCCCCGAAGUGGUCCAUUGAUUCCACGUAGUCACCAAAUGAUCCCAGUUGAUCACCAAAUUGUCCCAGGUAGUCAUCAGGUGGUCCCAGGUGGUCAUCAAGUGGUCCCAGGUGGUCAUCAAGUGGUCCCAGGCAGUCAAAGAAUGCGAGGGGUCCGAGGGGCAUCACGGGCAGGAGGUUGGCAUCCCGGCGGGCGAGGUGGCCUGUCCGUGCCCUCCGUCGGCUACGUGGCGGACAUGCGCGCUGUCAAUGCUCUUCAGAGCAUGCGCGUGAGCGACGUCGAUGAGGAAUCCAGGGCGGCCAUGCAAGAGAUUAUGCGCGCGUGCAGCCGGUGAUGGGGAUUUGCCCGGACAUAAUGGACUGUACAGCGGCGGUGGACGGGAAAGGGGGGAGAGAAAGCGACAACAUGGUCAGAGCAAAAGGGGGGAUGAGCGUGCCGUGCAAAAAGGGUCCGGCACUGCGAUUAAUGAAUGAGCGACUGCGAGAAAGUGUGAGAUUCUGGCAGUGUACAGUACGAGAUGGACCCGAGUUGUUGUUACUUCUGCAAAUGUCAGUCGCGUUGAGCGUA